CUGCAACUCACCAGACUAAAAUAACUUCAUCCCACGAUGGCCUCCACCCUCUCCUACCUAACCCUAAGCCUCCUCCUCCCCACUCUCCUCCUCCACCCAUCUCCAGUCUCCUCCGCAGCAGCAACAGCAGCAGCAGCAGCAGCACCAAAAGCCUGCAACGGCCAAUCCACCUACUGCACCCGCAAAUACUCCCAACUAACCCACCUAGGCGCCCACGACAGCCCCUUCGUCGGGCCCCUCCCCCAACAAAACCAAAACCUCGAAGUAACAGAGCAACUCGACCUCGGCAUUCGCUUCCUCCAAGGCCAAACACACAAAUCCCUCGACGAGAAGGACCCCAUCCGCCUCUGCCACACCUCCUGUUUUCUCGAAGACGCCGGCACGCUGGUGUCUUUCCUCGAGACGGUCAAAACAUGGCUAGACGCGCACCCGGACGAAGUGGUUACCCUGCUCCUGACGAACGGGGACAAUCUGCCCGUCUCGCGCUUCGAUCAGGCGUUCGCGGAGGCAAAGGUAAAUGAGUAUGCUUUUGUGCCCGAGGGGAGUCCGGAUGUGUUGGCUAUGGAUGCGUGGCCUACGCUGGGGAGUUUGAUUGAGAAUAACAAGCGGCUGGUUGUGUUUUUGGACUACGGCUCCGACCCCAAAACCACCCCCUACAUCCUCGAUGAAUUCGCCUACUUCUUCGAAACGCCCUACGGCAUAACAGACGCCUCAUUCCCAAACUGCAGCAUUGACCGGCCCCCCGGCGCCUCCCCCGACGGACGCAUGUACAUCGUCAACCACUUCCUCGAUAAGGAAGUGCUAGGCGUUCUGAUCCCCGACCGGCUGCACGCGGCGAAGACCAAUGCUGCGUCCGGGGACGGCAGUAUCGGGGCGCAGUCGGAGCUGUGCGAGUCGAUCUAUCAUCGGUUGCCGAAUGUUGUGUUGGCAGAUUUUGUGGAUCAGGGGGAGGUGAUGGCUGCGCAGGACAGGCUCAAUGGGGUUUGAU
Molecule: messenger RNA, 988 nt
Organism: Aspergillus candidus
Lineage: Eukaryota; Fungi; Ascomycota; Eurotiomycetes; Eurotiales; Aspergillaceae
Exons: 2
Coding region: 37-987 (316 amino acids)
Biological process (GO): lipid metabolic process
Molecular function (GO): phosphoric diester hydrolase activity
Source: RefSeq, a predicted model, not a curated record